AUGGGUUCGACACUCAAUCAAGGAAACAUUCACGCCGGAGGCAAUCUUCACUUUGGAAACGUCAACACCUUCUUAGGGAACACUGGAGAGAAGAAACCCUACAGAGAUUGUCUGCACCAGCUUCUCAGUACUCUUUCCGGUGACCCGCGGGACUACAAAGACGAUCUCAUCACCCUGAACGGGCGAUGGUUGAAAGGCACGUGUCAAUGGAUCUUACACACAAAAGAGUUCGCAGAAUGGAACGAUUCGGACCCACCGCGACUGCUCUGGAUCACCGGUGGUCCCGGCAAAGGGAAGACCAUGCUUGCACAUUUCCUUGUCGAACACUGCGAAACAACGCACGCUCAUAAACCAGAUCGCCAAAUGGUCAUCUACUUCUUCUGCGGGGCACAGGAUGGGCGGAAUUCCGGGCCCUCGAUAUUGCGAGGCCUUGUCUAUCAGAUGCUCAUGAUCAACGAAGCAACCUUUCGUCAUAUCCAGGAUCCAUUCUCCAAUCAUGGGAAAUCGUUGUUUGAAGAUGAUCGAUUCGAGGCCCUGUGGAAAGUGUUCAAUUCAAUGAUCCGAGAUUCAACCCUGGACUCCGUUACCUGCAUUAUGGAUGGUUUGGACGAGUGUGUCGAAGAAGCGCUUACUCCGUUUUUGACCAAGAUUCGCGAUGUCUUCGCCCCUACAACACCUGAUCUUUCGAAGAAUCAGUCAACAAAACUCAAAGGUAUCGCCAUCAGCAGAAAUUAUCCAGAGUCAUUUGAGAUAUUCCUGGAUACGUUUCCUCGACUGCGCAUUGACGUGUCACAUAACGUCGAGAUCAGCAAGGACGUUGGAAACUACAUCGACGAUCGGAUGAAACUGCUGGCCUGCGCUGAACACAAGAAGCCCAAACUCGGUCAACUGCGCUCGAAAGUCCGACAAAGGCUCGUAGACGGCGCGGAUGGAAGUUACCUAUGGGUCAAAUUCGCGAUCAAGUCACUAGAGAGUGUCAUAUGCCCUGAGCUCGAGGAGGCUAUUACCGAAUUCCCACGAGGUCUCGACGAUGUUUAUACCAGGAUACUACGCGCGCUACCAGACCGUCAGAAAGAUAAGGUAUUCGAGAUCAUACGCUGGGUGACAACAGCAUAUCGCCCCCUGACGCUACUUGAGAUCGGGACGGCUCUAGAGUUAUCACCUGCCGACGAUCAAGACCUCGAAGACGCUACUGCAGAUUUCGUGAGGUGUGCAAGAGAUCUACUUCUUGUAUCAGAGGCAAAGGAAGUCAUGCUUGUGCACGCAUCAUUCCGCGACUUUCUUGUCCAGAUUGACGAUGAAUCGGUCCCUGAAUAUUUGAUCAAGCCUCGCAUGUCGCACUGGAAGCUCGCCAACCGGACUUUUGAAUAUGCAGCCGACAUAAGGGCUAGAAUGACAAGGCCUACCACCGUCUUCCCGCAUCUGGUGCAAGUCAGAUCAAGAAGGAAUCCUUUGAUAGGAUACUCCUGCCAGUAUGGGUUCCAGCACCUUCUACUGGGGCAGAUCAAAUUGGUGAGAUACUGUCUGGAGCAUCGUCGAAUUGACGUUAACGUACGGGACGUACGCAACCGGACUCCGAUCUUCUACGCCGUGCUUUCCGGAAGUGCCGAGACGGUCAAACAUCUACUAUCUCAUGGCGCGGAUCCAAACUUGGAGGACGUUGUAGGUCAGCAGCCUAUUCACAUCGCGUGUGGGCUCGGCAAUCCGGCUAUUGUAGACGCACUUCUCUCUUCGAAAGCCAAUCCAAACGCCCUCACGAUUAAGCUUCCACACAAGCCUUUCGUUCAUGGCCUCAUCCAUGAGAAAAGUACCACCAGGAGUAACGAUGAUUCGUUUUCGGCUGACAUAUCCUACGAUUUUGGUGAGAAAGGCCUGACACGAAUGAGUGCCACCAAUCCUGGUACCGGUUACAAGGACGAUGACUUCGACAGAGCUGAUGUUACACCGCUACAUUUUGCAGCUCAUCAUGGUUAUACUCGACUCGUUGGAAUGCUACUACGACAUGGUGCCAAACCGAACUUGAAGGAUCAACUAGGACGCACAGCCCUGCACUGUAUGCCUAUGUGGCUGUGGCGGAUUAAUGAAAAAGGACAAUUUCAGGGAGCUAGUGAAGGGGUAGAAAUGCUGAUCAAGGCAGGCACGGACACACUUGCCUUGGACUUGGACGGCAACACUGCUUUUCAUAAGAUCUUCGAAUCUCCUGAAAGAGCCAAUUUUGGACCACGACUGGAGGUUUUGAACACAUUCCUACGUUAUGAGUUUCCUAUCGAUGCACCCACGGGGUCAAGCACUACUGGGAGCCUUGGGGGAGUCACUGCCUUGCAAUUGGCCUGCGAGUCAAGUCCAUCGGAUGUCGUUAUUGAACUGGUGAAACUUGGAGCCGACGCGAACCACCAAGAUAACCAUGGUCAGACAGCUUUACAUCAUGUUUCAAAUCGGAAAACGAUCGACGACUUAUACAUGCAUGAGGUGCCGAAGGUAGUUGCCUAUCUGCUCGCCAAGAUGUCUGGAGUGGCUAUUGUGGCUCGAGACAACGAUGGACGUAGCGCAUGUGACGUGGGAUUAGAGACAGACAAGGUAGUGGAGGAUCAACUAGAGCGCAAAAAAGGGUCCGGUCGUAUUCCUUACGAUAUUGACAACUAUGAGGCGAGGCUUAAGGGUAAGAAGAUAGGCACCGAUGCCUUGAAGGGCGCGAUCGACUACAUCCAAGCUGAUUGGACGCCAGAUCAAAAGAGUGAGUUCUUGGGUUUUGUACGCAGUCUUGGAGGAGGAGAAUCAGGUGAGGAUAUUGCUUCGAUCAUUUUGAGACAGAGACGGGAGUAUCGCGAGGCCGCGGAGGCCGCGGAGGCCGCGGAGGCCUAG
Alternaria infectoria is the source of this 2862-nucleotide messenger RNA. RefSeq lists its product as uncharacterized. The transcript has 2 exons. The record is from RefSeq and is a predicted model, not a curated record. NCBI's taxonomy places the organism in Eukaryota, Fungi, Ascomycota, Dothideomycetes, Pleosporales, Pleosporaceae. Gene Ontology annotation, molecular function: protein binding. Gene Ontology annotation, cellular component: nucleus; cytoplasm. Bases 1 to 2862 code for a protein of 953 amino acids.